GAGGGUAAGGUGUGAGGACAAGGGGCAGAGGUGGGGGAAGGACAGGGCUGGAAGAUUUGGAGGACAGAAAUUGGGGCAGAGCCAUGGGUUGGGGAGAAAUAGAAAAGGCCAAAAAUGGUCAAGGAGGUCAGACAGGCAGACGGGGUUUGUGGAGGGGAGGCAGGAGAGAGCGUUAGAGUUCUGUAUGGGACUCAAGGCAGGGACUGGAGAAACAGAAAGGAAAGUAAAGAUGGGGGAAAAGAAAGGGUAAGGACAGACUAGGGAGGCAGAGGAAGAAGUGGGGAGAGAAAGACAGAAGGGAGAGAGGCAAAAGAGAAUAUGUUCUGGAUGCUCUAGGACUGAGGGAUUGGAAAAAUAGGAAUAAAUGAGAAGUAAAAGGAUGAAGGGGAGCCAAGGGAGGGAGACAGACACAGGAAGGAGAGAGGAAGGAAAGGCAUCAUGGAUUUAUAGAGUGGGGCUACAGAAGCCAGAAGCUGAUAAAGGACACUGAAGAGAGGUGGUGGGGGCAAUAAAAGUAAAGUAUGAGAAAUAGGGGUACUAAGAAGGACAGAGAUCAAGGUUCUCGAGGCCCCUAACUUGCCCUAUUCCUACCUCUGGGGUCCGGGAACAGGAAGAAGGGCUCCCGAAGGUUUGGGGCUCUAUCUCUUGCCUCUCCCCUUCUUCUGGGUUUCUGAAUUCUGUUUGGGAUCCUGGAGACCUCAAAGGGUCAAAUUCCUGGGUUCCUCCCCAGGGUUACCAUAUUCUCCUCAUCUAAUAGCUAGAGAAAACAGCCCCCUGACAAAAGCCUACAGGGUUCCCCUCCAGGCACUGGGAUGACAAGCAGGGAUUGAUAAAAUGGGAAGUAGAACUGGUUACCAGCCACCUCCCUCCCCUCCUCUCAUCUGCCCCCCCACCCCCCAGCUCCCUCCACUGUCAUUCAUUCUGGAUGCAGGCGGAUUCUUUGGUGGUCUGUGAGGUGGACCCAGAGCUGAAGGAGAAACUGCGAAAGUUCCGCUUCCGGAAAGACACAACCAAUGCAGCUAUCAUCAGGAUUCCCCCAGUGAAAGUGGACACAGGCCGGCAACUGGUGGUGAUGGAGGAAGAAUUUCAGAAUAUUUCUCCUGAGGAACUGAGGAAUGAGCUGCCUGAGAGACAGCCCAGGUUCAUAGUUUACAGCUACAAAUGGCUCCAUGAAGAUGGACGGAUCUCCUACCCACUCUGCUUCAUCUUUUCUAGCCCUGUGGGCUGCAAGCCCGAACAGCAGAUGAUGUAUGCAGGAAGUAAAAACCGACUUGUGCAGACUGCUGAGUUCACUAAGGUGUUUGAGAUCCGCACCACAGAUGACUUGACAGAGGCUUGGCUUCAGGAGAAACUGGCCUUCUUCCGCUAGCUGAGGAGUAUGUGGAGGUGGGAGGACCCAGAAGUCCAAGGAUCGGGACGCAGGACACCUGGGUCCUGGGAAAUUAAAUAGCCUCAGACAAAAUAAACUAGUGAAA
Gracilinanus agilis (Agile Gracile Mouse Opossum) is the source of this 1475-nucleotide messenger RNA. RefSeq names its product glia maturation factor gamma (gene GMFG). Lineage: Eukaryota; Metazoa; Chordata; Mammalia; Didelphimorphia; Didelphidae. Gene Ontology annotation, biological process: actin filament debranching; negative regulation of Arp2/3 complex-mediated actin nucleation. Gene Ontology annotation, molecular function: actin binding; Arp2/3 complex binding. Gene Ontology annotation, cellular component: actin cortical patch. The record is from RefSeq and is a predicted model, not a curated record. The coding region runs from base 926 to 1369 and encodes 147 amino acids. The transcript is spliced from 6 exons.